GGUCCCCUUGGGGGAGGGGCACUGCGCCGCGUGUCCGCCUGUGCGCGUGCGCGCGAGCCGCCCAGUGCGGGAUGCGCGGUUGCGCGCGGUUUCUGCGUCCGCGAGCCGGCGCUUGAUUGUGCCUUGGGGGCGGCGCCGGGUUCUGAGCCCGCAAGGUGGGUUGGUAGCCCCUGGGUCGGCUCUGGCCUUGGCGCUGGGCUGUUGUCGUCCUCGUCUUCGCCGCUGCGGGUCAGGCUCUAUUUGUGUGUUGGUGCACGGUUUAUUUUUGUUUCUGGAGAUUAAAUUCCCGGAGGAAUUACCGAGCCUGCGUGCGGUCACCUGGCUAACGUCGAGGCCCGCCCCCUUCUCUCGGCAGCCUGGGGCCCAGGCCUGAGCCACCAUGGCGCUGCCCCCAGGCCCAGCUGCCCUCCCGCAUACACUGCUGCUCCUGCCAGCCCUUCUGAGCUCAGGUUGGGGGGAAUUGGCACCACAAAUUGACGGUCAGACCUGGGCCGAGCGGGCACUUCGAGAAAACGAACGCCACGCCUUCACCUGCCGGGUGGCAGGGGGGCCUGGGACCCCCCGACUGGCCUGGUACUUGGAUGGACAACUGCAGGAGGCCAGCACCUCAAGACUGCUGAGCGUGGGCGGUGAGGCCUUCUCUGGAGGCACCAGCACCUUCACUGUUACUGCCCAGAGGGCCCAGCAUGAGCUCAACUGCUCCUUGCAGGACCCGGGUAGUGGCCGGUCAGCCAAUGCCUCGGUCAUCCUCAAUGUGCAAUUUAAACCAGAGAUUGCCCAGGUUGGGGCCAAGUACCAGGAAGCUCAGGGCCCAGGCCUCCUGGUUGUCCUUUUUGCCCUGGUGCGUGCCAACCCACCUGCCAACGUGACCUGGAUCGACCAGGAUGGGCCGGUGACUGUCAACGCCUCCGACUUCCUGGUGCUGGAUGCCCAGAGCUACCCCUGGCUCACUAACCACACAGUGCAGCUGCAGCUCCGCAGCCUGGCGCACAACCUGUCCGUGGUGGCCGCCAAUGACGUGGGUGUCACCAGCGCCUCGCUUCCGGCCCCGGGUCCCUCCCGGCGCCCAUCUCUGAUCUCUAGUGACUCCAACAACUUAAAACUCAACAACGUGCGCCUGCCACGGGAGAACAUGUCCCUCCCGUCCAACCUUCAGCUCAACGACCUCACUCCGGAUUCCAGAGAGAAACCAGCAGACCGGCAGAUGGCUCAGAACAGCAGCCGGCCAGAGCUGCUGGACCCGGAGCCUGGUGGCCUCCUUACCAGCCGAGGUACAGGGGCAUGGGCCCACGGCCCCCCUCCUCUCCUCCCCAGCCCUUGUGCUUAUGCCAGAGGCCUCUGGGUCUCCAAGCUUCCAGGCAGUGAUGCUUACUGAGACUCACGGCAUCUUUGACCUUGCAGGUUUCAUCCGGCUCCCAAUGCUGGGCUAUAUCUAUCGAGUGUCCAGUGUGAGCAGUGAUGAGAUCUGGCUCUGAGCCGGGCGAAAUUGGGGGCAGGGGGUGCCCUCUUGGCUCCUGGGCCCCCCCCUCCUCCUCCAAGGCAGCCUCUGCCUGGCUCUGUGGCCAGGUCGUGCCACUACUACUUUUGUUCGCCCUUUUGGCUGGGGUGCCCUCUGUCAUCCACGUGACACCUUUCACUGGGAUCUGGCCCUCAGGGGCACAGAUCUCCUUGGCAGAGCCACCAGCUGGACCUUAGCCCCUUGUUCUAACUCAGGUUGGGGGCUUUCACCGAUGCUUGUGCGCAGGCGGGUGGAGCUCUUACCCAGGUGUGUUUGCAGGUCAUCCAGCAUCUACUGUGGCAUGGGCCUGCCGAGUGUGGUCUGGGCCUGCCCUGGGUCACACGCCAGCACCCUUAGCGCUUUGUACGGCAGGCAUGGGGGCAUGUCCGGGUGGGGGAGAGGGAGGGCCCAGCAUGUCUUCAGUUUCCUUCCCAUGCUAUGCAGCUUUGUUCCCUCAGGGAAAAUUUAGGACCCGGAGAGCUACCUGGAACCAAACUGCCCUUUGCACAGGAACCAACCCCUGGCCCAAGGGGCAGGGCCAAGCACAAACCAGUCCCUUUUGCCGCAUACGUCUCUGCCCUUCUCUGUCUGUGCCUCCUCUUGGGCAUCAUAGAUUAUACGUUGGACCUUCUCCCAUUUCUUCACUGGGCACUAAACUUCCCCCUUGACCUGGCCCCCGGUGGUGCCAGUGCCUGCUAUUAGCACAAGUCAGGAGGAGAAGAGGGAGAUGGGAAGUCUAGGGGCACCCAAGACUGCAUGUAGCUAUGCAUCAUUUUCUUACUAUGUUAGCACUUUAAGCACAUCCCCUGGGGAGGGGGUAAGUGAGGGCCUCCGGGCCCUCUCCAUGGCUUCCCCAAGUCUGGCCUUCGUGUGAAUCACUGUGAGCGCCCUGAGCCCUCGGGGUUGACAGUUUCCCUCUUGGCAUGUCUCCCUACCAUGGGACUCCAUGACCAUUCUCUAACUGCCUCAUCAGCAGGAAGCCGCUCUUCCUGUCCAUCCUCUUCUUCAGGGGAUGGUCAUAGUGGCACAUUGUUUGACAGAGCUAGAAGCUUUAGGGGAACAUGGAGAAAGAGGGGACCACACACUACAAAACAAUCUAAGAACUCUUUGGAAAGCAACAUGGAAAUGAUUGCAAAUUAAUACAGUGCAGAGUAUAUUUUUCCCUUGUUGAAACCUUGUUUUGUAAUUUUUCUCAUGUUCCUGCCUAGGACAGUGCUGAGCACAUGGUAAUUUAAUAAACUUGACUCAACGAA
Messenger RNA from Herpailurus yagouaroundi (jaguarundi), 2751 nucleotides. RefSeq names its product transmembrane protein 25 (gene TMEM25). NCBI's taxonomy places the organism in Eukaryota, Metazoa, Chordata, Mammalia, Carnivora, Felidae. Gene Ontology annotation, biological process: negative regulation of excitatory postsynaptic potential. The transcript is spliced from 6 exons. The coding region runs from base 380 to 1375 and encodes 331 amino acids. The record is from RefSeq and is a predicted model, not a curated record.